Messenger RNA from Ambispora gerdemannii, 900 nucleotides. Lineage: Eukaryota; Fungi; Glomeromycota; Glomeromycetes; Archaeosporales; Ambisporaceae. The record is from the annotation of a GenBank genome assembly.
AUGGGUUGUUGUUGCUCUAAAAAUAAUUACGAAGAAGAUGGUCACAUCAGGUUUCGUGUUAUUGAUGGUCGACGAUAUCAUAAUAUCUCGAAUUCAGAAUAUUUUGUAGCUAAUGAUGGCGAGGAGGCCGAUCGCUUAAGGCGAUAUCAUGAUGCUUUAAAAACUAUCUGGGGAGGAUUGUUUCAUUCACCAAUCGAGGAAAAGUUGAAAAAAGGGGCUCGGGUUAUUGACCUUGGUUGUGGAACAGGAACUUGGCUUUUGGAUAUGUCAAGGCAUUAUCCCAAAUCGCAUUUUAUAGGAAUAGAUUUCUCCCCAAUCUUUCCGACAGAAAAUCUCCCUCCAAAUGUAGAAUUUAUCCAAUACAACAUUCUCGAUGGACUUCCUUUUACGGAUUCAAAUUUUGAUUUCGUCCACCAAAAAUUCAUGGUAGCGGCAUUUACACAAGCACAAUGGAAAGAAAAAGUUAUUCCGGAAUGUUUACGGUUAACUCGACCUGGCGGAUGGAUAGAGUUUGUUGAAUCAGACGCAAUACUUAUGUCGGAUGGAAAUGCUACACAACGAAUCGCAAAUGCUAUUCAAAGUUUUAUGUCGUCGAAAGGACUGAACCAUAAAAUUGGCGAGGAUAUUCCGCGUCUUUUAGAAAUCACAGAUGCAUUCACGGAAAUUAGAAAUAAAAAAAAACCUGUCACUUUAGGCAAAAAAGGUGGUAGACCUGGCCAAGAGACGCUAAUUUUCCUUACUAGAGGCAUGAACACCAUUAGAGUCUGGCUAUCUGGCGCGAUGAAUAUAAUGCCUGAACAUUACGAUGCGCUGGUCGAAGCAAUAUCCUUUGAGGCAGAAAAGACUCAUACUUAUGUAAAUCAAUAUAGAAUCUGUGGUCGUAAAAAAGAUCGCAUUUAA